Molecule: messenger RNA, 3015 nt
Organism: Dreissena polymorpha
Lineage: Eukaryota; Metazoa; Mollusca; Bivalvia; Myida; Dreissenidae
Exons: 6
Coding region: 408-1280 (290 amino acids)
Source: RefSeq, a predicted model, not a curated record
UAAAAUAUUCACAAGAUUGGAUUCAUAAGCUUGAAAACAUAUCAUCUCGAUCUGUAUUCUUGUGCGAAAUCUUUGAUUCUGUUACUGAAACUCGCGAUACAAACAUGAAUCUAACAUACUUGGUGGAAUCGAUCAUUUUGGCGCCAAAAUAUGACGUCACCAAGCGAGCUUUGGGUUUUCCCCUUUGGAAAUCUAUAUCAGAAAACAUGUCUCGACGUGUCUUCUGAAUGCGUUUUGAUUGGAUAAAUCGGUAAACCACGCCUUCAAAGUCGCGCGAGAUUUGACUAGUAAAUAUUAUUGCCAGAAAUUACGCAGCAAAACUAGAGGGCGGACAAGGGAGAUAGGGACUAGCGAACAGCUGGAAAUCUUACAUCAGAGAAUCUUUAAGAAACCCUUUCCAUGAGAAAAUGGAGUUCAGGCGUUCAUCACCCGCCCUUGGGGCACGUGCGGAGGAAGGACAUGAUGACGUCAUCAACGUGGCAACCCCCGUAGCGAAAUUAAGAUUGCGUUCAAGGAACGACAGCGGCUAUACGUCAGCCUCGUCCACGACCGCUUCCCCCUUUACUAGCAACUCGUCCCCAUGCAUGUUCAAGUUCGAGGAUUUACCUCAGGACGUCUUUGACGUUGACCAUCAACAGGUGUUGGGCGCCUCAUUCACCGAGUAUUCCACGCCGGUGUUCCACGGUGGCGACUCCGCGUGUGAUCUCAGUGAAAAACUUGUUGAUGUGCGUCUGAAUAACACCGACGAUUUUGAUCGGAUUCGUGACGUCACAAGUGUAAAUGUGGACCAUGAAGAACAAAUGGACACCGGCCUAGAUGCGGAGGUCGUACGUAUCACAACGGACACGUUUAAGGGUCCCGUUACGCCGCCCGUAGACAUGCCCAGACCCUCAGCGCCUUUCCCUUAUGUUCUGGAGACCCAGGACCAGUUUGAGCCAAUAGAGGAUGAAGAACCGGUUGACAUGGUAACCGACUUAGAUCCUAUAGGCUUCGUGAGCAGACAGCGUUCAGCGUCUCUCCCGGAAGUAACGACCGACUUUAUCCGCCAACAGGAAGUGGGCCGGGAGCUGCGUUUGUACGCAGACGAGUUCAACCACCAACAUGACCGCUAUCACAGGCGUAGAGCAUUGUCCGUACAGAUCCCGGUGGCAGUCUUGGGGUUACAAGUUCAAAUCGUCGCCGAGUCUUCCCCGCUGUAUGACAUUUCCGGUUGGCCUAACCUUCGGGAAGUUCUCGCUCAACAUUCCCGUUACACCCAAACCGACCGGGAUGUCGAUUGAUGAUGUGAUGCUCGGAUAAAAGUUCGUAGUGCAAAUGAAAUUAUUGUCCAUCUGUAUGAUGUACUAAGCAUUGAUGACGUCAUUUAUAAAGUUUAAUGUACAGCAUGACCAGAUGCUAACAAAAUCCGCCUUUCUUGUCUUCUACGGUUGUUAGUUGUAGGAUUUAUUGUAAUCGAUUUGUUUGUUUUUUUCAAGAGGUGCUUUUUAAAAUAUUGAAAUAUGGACCGAUCAUUGUCACCGUAAUUUUGAUUUUCUCUUCACCGGUCCGAGGAUCUCAUGUAGGUAGAGCAAAUUAUAUCUGGGAUACAAAUUUGUCGGUGUUGCUCAACAUGUAUUUUAAAUGUUUAAGAAUGUUGCCUAGCAACAUAAAUUCUUAACCGGCAUCUUCAUUCUUGUCUGCUCAACAUGGUAGUCAAUCAAUGACCAGCUUUAGAAGCCACAAUCAUUUCCAUUGGUGAAUAAUUAUGAUGGGUUUUCGGUAGAGGCUAAGUACAAACAUACAUGUAGGUCACAUUGUGGGGUGAAGAGUAUUUGUCAACAUCAUUCAAUCAUUUUUUCUCACAUAGUUCUUGUAAAUAAACUGUUUCUUUUAUUCACGUUUUGAAGUCUAUAGUUAAUGUGUACCCUGACAUUUGAAUGAGUCUUUUCCGUAUAUUUGUACAUUAAUAAAGUAUGUUUUGAUUAAGAUUUUUAUUUUUUUGAAUGAUUUUGUAUAUUUUGAGUGUGAUUUUUUAUUUUGAAGGUUUUCUUUUUUUAUUAAUUUUAAAUCCUUGUAAAUGAGCUUUGUCAAACUGAUUGUUUAUAUUUGUAACAUUUUUUGUUUAUGAUUGCUGACAGACGUUUUUCUUACCUAUAUGUGUCUUGUUGAAGUUUUUGUUGUUGUUUAUCUGUUGACAGACAGAGAGUCGACUUUAAAAUAUCAGUAUUUAAACACGAAAUUCUUUUUUCAAGUUGUUUGCUCAGGCCUGUCAUAAUUUGUGGAAGUCAUGAAUUGACACUGCUGUGUACAUGUUUGGAGCUAUGUAGUGCAUAGCCUAAUCUAAUGGAAACUUUUCACUUCGGUCAUUGGGUACAUAUUUCCAUCUUUUCAUGGUUGAUUUGAAACUUGAAAACAUUGAUAUUUGUCGAUACUUCUUUGUAUGUGUUCAUGUAUUUACUCUUUUAUUUACAAGUAUGUUAAAAGUGCUUUGGUUUGAACAUAGAAACCCGAUUUUAUUACUAUGACAGCGGUAGCAUGAAUUUAAGAUUGUGUGCGCUUGUGAUAGGAAAACUAAAUUGUUUUAAAUAUGUAGAAAGAAAACAUCCCUGAGGUAAGGAUUACUGAUUGAACUUGUACUUGCCCGAAAAGAAACGACAAUGAAUAAAAGAGUUUUUUCAGAUCACAUGCGGUUUAAUUAAGCAUAUCAUGUAUUUUCAAAAAUAGUUCAUCAACAUAAACAUGUAAUAGAUUCCGCAUAAAUAUUAGGUACAGACAUUUAAGCAGAAGAAAAUAUUAAUAUACAUGUAAUUAAGUCAAUCAUACUCUUAUUGCUUGAAUGUGAGUCAUAUUGUACAUAGUGUUUUUCCACCUACAACAUAAUAUACAAACAUGAGCAUGUAAUUCUCGUUUUUUGUUAAAAUUGUUUUGUUAGUGACUUGCAGUAAAAACAUUUAUUUGUGUUCAGAGCAAUUAAAAGUCCAUUGGUAACUUGAUCUCAGUGGUUUUAUAGAAAAAUAAUAAAAGUGAACACCCGCC